Molecule: messenger RNA, 1674 nt
Organism: Vigna umbellata (rice bean)
Lineage: Eukaryota; Viridiplantae; Streptophyta; Magnoliopsida; Fabales; Fabaceae
Product: putative E3 ubiquitin-protein ligase RING1b
Source: RefSeq, a predicted model, not a curated record
UCUCAAUCUCAUUCUUCUUGUUCUUCUUCGGCAGCACACAUAGCAAGCAUUUGCGAAUCCCUCUGUCUUCAACCAGCAAUGCCUGCCCAGAAGCGCUCCCUACCCGACUCCCUCGACGAAGGGGACACUUCGCACCACAACCUCUUCCAUUCUCGACAUGCGAAGCAACAACUGCAACAACAUCAGGACCAGUCGCACGAGCACGACGCGGAUCACCACCAUGAAGAAGAGGAACAAGAGGAAGAAGAAGAAGGGGACGGAGAAGGAGAAGAAGAUGAUGACGAGGAAGAAGAAGAAGACGAAGAAGUAGAAGAAGCGGCGCAUGAUAACGACGGCAAGGAAACGCCACAGGAUUCCGACGAAACCCCAUCUUCUGGCUCUGAAGAAAAACCUGAAUUUGUGUAUGUAGAACUUUUGGAAAUACGUAAAGAUGUCCAAUGUCCAAUUUGCCUUGGCAUUAUCAAGAAGACAAGAACUGUCAUGGAAUGCUUGCACCGCUUUUGCAGGGAAUGCAUUGACAAAUCAAUGCGACUGGGGAAUAAUGAAUGUCCGGCCUGCCGCACACAUUGUGCCAGUCGCCGUUCGCUGAGAGAUGAUCCAAAUUAUGAUGCCCUUAUUGCUGCUUUAUAUCCAGAUAUUGAGAAGUACGAAGAAGAGGAGCUAGAAUUUCGUGAAGAGGAGAAGAACCGCAAUAAGCAGAUUCAAGCUUCAAUAGCAAAAGUAGUUCAACGACAAUCAGAAGCACUUGUUAAGAGACGGAAAGAUACACCAGGAGUAUUUCUAACAAGAUCACAGCGUAAUCAACGAAACAUUCAUUCUAGGAGACAAAGUCAAACAAUUGAAGGAUCGGAAGACAAUGAGGAGGACAACGACAAUAAUGAAAAGGAUUCAUCUUCAGCCGAUGAACGAAGUACAGAACACAGGCAGAAAAGGCGAAAGAGAUGGGCUAGAGUUCGCCCCUCUCAACCCUCAUCAUCUAUGGCAAGUCCAGAUGGAGGCAAUGAUAGUGACAUGGAUAUAAGUAGAGAAAAUCGUGGAAUUUCAAGGCAGGUGUCAAAACAUAGAAAGCUUACUUGGGGAAGAGGUGGUUUCAGAAGUCACACACGACAUGGCAGUGGUGGUGGUAGCAAUAGCAAAAGUUCUCGCAGUAGUCGAUUGUCUAAGUUUGUUGAUCAUCUAAGAAGCUUGGAUGAAAACACUAAUGAGUUUGACGUCCGUCUCAUGCUUGUUUCUCUUGAUCAUCAAAAUACACCAAGUUUGCCACAACCUUACCUUUGCUGUCGACCAACUUUGUCUGUGGAGCACCUUUACGAAUAUGUUGCUCGUCAGACACCUUUUCCAGUUGAAGGAAUCGAGAUACUGGCAGUCAAAGGAUGCCACAGCACAAAUCGUGACAAGUCAGCUGAUGAGAAUUCAGCCCUCAUAUAUGAUGAGCUAUCGACGCUGGUUAUAGAGCCACACAAAGAUGAACUGGAAAUUUUACAAGAACACGAGACUCUGGCAGGGCUUAGAUCCAAAUGCAUAUCCAAGAUGGGGCAUUUGAUUCUUGCAUACAGGCGGAAGGAAGUAUCAUAGUCUUGGCUUGAUUGGCGGACAUUUGACAUUAACAGUGUCAUAAAUUUCUUGAGUAUGUACAUAAAAAGAUGAGUUCCCUGUUGCAUCCUAAGAAAAGAA